AUCUCGCGCAUGCGUACAAUCAUUAUUAACGACAAGAUUGGUUAGUGUUUCCCAUCUCUAACCUUUCACUCUCCGCUUGAUUUAAGUCAUCGAGUUACACUUCUGUCGGUAGAUUUUCCUUAUUCCAGGAUGCUACAGUUCUUGGCUGGUUUCACCCUGGGGAACGUGGUGGGGAUGUACCUCGCUCAAAACUAUGAUGUUCCAAACAUAGCCAAGAAAAUUGAAGAUUUCAAAAAAGACGUGGAGGCCAAGAAGAAGCCCCCAGAGUGAGCAAAGGGGAACCAUUUUGCAAGAAAGAACAGAUGGGCUCAAAUGCAGAGAAUCUAUUUAUUAUACAGGGUUAUGGUGUAAAUGCGUUGAAUUCAACAUAUAAAAUAUGUGUAAGGAUACAGUGCCUGGGACAGUAUUGGUUUCCUCCCUUACUUUUAUAGGCAUGUUCUCAUUGUAGCCUAUUUUUUAUAUAAUGUAAUUAUACAAGAUUUGAAGAACAUUAGGACUAACUACUGGGAUCACUCAAGUCCAGAAACAUGGCACUGCUGGCUGGCUUUUUUUUAUGCACUAUGGUGUUAACAUGUGGCAUUUUUUGCUCCACAUAUGGUGCACAUUACAUUCUCCAAAAUACAUAAUAUUUCAUGCAUUUUCCUGUUAUGACUUCCGAUUCCACACAGAUAAGAUUUUUUUUUCUGUAACUGCCUUUCAAAUUGUCAGUAACAUUUGCCAACCUUGCUAUAUUUGUACAAAUAUAACUGAUCAUUCAGCUUCAAAUAAAGUUGUUGUUGACAAUU
Molecule: messenger RNA, 785 nt
Organism: Sphaeramia orbicularis (orbiculate cardinalfish)
Lineage: Eukaryota; Metazoa; Chordata; Actinopteri; Kurtiformes; Apogonidae
Gene: stmp1
Product: short transmembrane mitochondrial protein 1
Exons: 3
Coding region: 130-270 (46 amino acids)
Cellular component (GO): respiratory chain complex
Source: RefSeq, a predicted model, not a curated record